This is a messenger RNA of Pyrenophora tritici-repentis Pt-1C-BFP, 477 nucleotides long. NCBI's taxonomy places the organism in Eukaryota, Fungi, Ascomycota, Dothideomycetes, Pleosporales, Pleosporaceae. The record is from RefSeq and is a predicted model, not a curated record.
AUGUCGCUGCUCUUAUUUCUCUCGCCUCUCUCGCUCCCUACGCUCUCGCUACUUGCCAUCUCGUUGCUCUCGCCUGCCUCGCCUGCCUCGCUCUCCUUGCUCUUGCCGCUCUUGCUGCUCUCGCUCUUGCUGCUCUCGCUCUUGCUGCUCUCGCUCUUGCUGCUCUCGCUCUUGCUGCUCUCGCUAUUGGAGCUACUCUCGCCGUCGUCACGACCCUCGCUUUUCCUCCCUGCUCAAGCUGCUAUUACUGCUUACGCUGCCUGCCAUCAAGUUGCUCUCGCUGUUCUCGCUAUCCUCGCUGCCCUCGCUGCCCUCGCUACUCUCGCUACUCUCGCUGUCGCCACUAUCGCCACUGUUGCAGCUAUUGCUCUCGCUACCAACGCUGCCUGCGCUCUUACUGCUCUCGCCGCUCUCAUUACCUUCUCCAGACUCCGCAACAAUCAAUCGAUUGACAUGAUUGAUUCCUAUAUAGGUUAA